Molecule: messenger RNA, 1152 nt
Organism: Penicillium taxi
Lineage: Eukaryota; Fungi; Ascomycota; Eurotiomycetes; Eurotiales; Aspergillaceae
Exons: 1
Coding region: 1-1152 (383 amino acids)
Source: RefSeq, a predicted model, not a curated record
AUGUUUUCCCACACUUCUUAUUCAAGGGCUCCCCCAGUCCGACCUUCUCGUUCUCUUGAAGGACUGGAGCAAGUCGUCCCUCCAAAAGCUCUCUACUCACCUCGAUCAAUGCUUUUCUUGAAUAAGCCACUACCAGCCAAACCAAUACCCGACAACUCGACCGAAUACUCGGUAAUGUGGAGUGAUUCCGACAGUGACAGCGAAAGCGAAAGCCAUAGCACCGUCGACAGCUUUGCCAGCCCAAGUGAACCCCGGGACUCAACCGAGAGCUAUCCUAUCUUCGUAAGCUCCGACUCCGACGACUUCAUGGAUCAUUCAGCCCCCGAUCUCAGUUUGGGUCCGAUCCAUACUUCUCCACAACAUUUUUCAAAUGUGGAUGCGCUCGAGUGCACGGACUUGAUAGAUCCUCCCAAGUCAGCCGCUUCAACGCUCAGUGCGCAAUCAGACCCCAUACACGGCCGUCCUCCCCACUGGAACCGCUCCGCCACAAACCACUACUUCCGGGAGAAGAAGUGGGAUUUCUUCCCUGAGCUCGCCACUCCCUCCGCCCUGCAGGCCAGUGGCCGGGAUAGCGCCAGUCUACAGAAGAAACAAAAAGAUGGUAGACUGAAUGUGCCACGGACCCGCUACAAAUGGCACUCGCUCGAUCGGAGCUUGGGCCUUGGUUUGGCCUCCAAUGUACGCGACUCCAUCAAGACAUAUGUUCAUCGCACACUAUCCCGAGAUUCAAACGAUACGAGCACUCCACUACAACGACCCUCAACAGCCCCAGGGGAUGCAGAUACACUCACUUUACAACAAACCACAUUCCAACACUCGUCGACCGACAUCAGUCAACUACGAAGAGACUCCGUCAUCUCUGUCGUAAGUGAAGUCAACGUUUGCCCAUCACCAACAACCCGACCAAAACAACUAGCAGUCCCCAUGUCCCCAUAUCAAAAAUACGGUCCUUCAAUCUGGGAAACCCCUAAACCCAAAAAGCGCAGCAUCCGUUUCCCCAGUUACCGCAAAGACUCCCUGGUAACCAGCUCCUCGGCUCCAGAGUUCACAGUAAACCCAACAGCCCCCAUCUCCUCCCCACCGCUGAAGUUUCAAUUCCAGCAAAACACUCGGGAGGCAGUUCGUGCUUUCCAGGGGGCAAAAAAAAGAUGA